This is a messenger RNA of Stylonychia lemnae, 1605 nucleotides long. The record is from the annotation of a GenBank genome assembly. NCBI's taxonomy places the organism in Eukaryota, Ciliophora, Spirotrichea, Sporadotrichida, Oxytrichidae.
AUGUUGAUAUAAACUUUCAUGCUCCUAGUCUUUGGAUACAUUUUUUGGGAAAAGAUAAUUAAGCUUUACUACAAUUAUUGGUAUUAUACUAGUUAGGGAAUUGUGCCUACUGAUUUCCCUCUUCCAAUCAUUGGUGGUCUUCACAACUUUGCUCAGCUAAUUAAAAGAUUGGACAAGUAUAAUGAGCAUCCAAGCAUUGAGUACAUAAAAUGGAGAGUCGGAGAAAAUCUACCUCCAAUGGUAUAUGAUUUAAAGAUACCAACUGGUGCUAUAGUAAUCAAUGAUCCUGAUGUAGUCCAAGAACUAUUUUCAACUUCUAAGGCUAAAUAUCUUGAUAAAUAUAGUUAGAAUGCAGGACUGUUUGAAGCAUUGACAGGCAAAGAUGGUUUGCCAGGUAUGAAAACAUAAGAUCCCAAUUUAUCUAUCAGAAGAAAGCAUGUGUCUGCUGCAUUUUAUAAAGAUAGGUUAACUAUACAAUUAGAGGCUGUUAUAAAGCUUACAUUCAAUAGACUAAAAGAUAUGAAGGAAGCUCUGAAUGAAUCAAACAACGAAAUAAACUUAACAUCUUGGCUAGGAGAAAUGGUGAUGCACUCAAUUUAGAUAUGUGUAUUUGGGUUAGACAGUAAUGAUCUCAAACUAGAUUAUAUCGAAUAGGGGAAAAUUCAAACUCUGCCUCUAUCAAUGUUCAUGAAGAAGCUUUCAGUAUAGCUAUUUGUUAGAAUAAUAAAAGUCUAUAGGUUGUGCUUUUCUAGUUUAAAUAGUUUCUAUAUUGGAUAACAGGAACAAGAGUAUAGAUAAAACGCUUUGUUUUUUAGGCAAUUCUUGAAAGAUGUGAUUUCAUAGAGAAGAAAAAGAAUAUCUGAAGGUUAUCAAUCUAAUGACUUUGUUGAUCUUCUGAUCAGAGAUGAGUUAUAUGAGGGGAAGGAUGAGACAAUAUUGGAUGAAUGUUGUAUAUUCAUGUUAGGUGCCACUUAAACAACAGUAACCACAAUUAAUAACGCUCUUAUUUAUAUUUACAAAGAUAACUAGAUCCUAUAAAAACUAAGAGAGGAAAUUGCUCAAAAUUUCAACUUUAAAGACAUCUCAUUGUUAACCUCAGAGCAUUGGAUUAAGUAGUUCAAUUAUGAUAAAAUGUCAUCUGAAUCCACAUAUAUUCAGAAAAUAGUAUCCGAGACACUAAGAAUUGAACCUCCUUUCAGAUUAAGUGCAAGAUAUGAAUUAACUGAAACUCUCGAACUUAAGGGUUAUAGAAUAAAGAAAGGUGAUCCAUUACUCUUUAAUAUCUAUGGCCUAUCUCGUGACCCUAAGACUUGGAUUGAACCAGAGAAGUUUAUCCCUGAGAGAUUUGAUCCUGAUUCAAAAUACUUCUUGACUCCUGAUGGAAAGAAGAGAAAAUCUUCAUCUUAUAUCCCGUUCUUUGGUGGAUUAAGAGUAUGUGUUGGAAAGACCUUUGCCGACAGCUUCGUCAAAACAAUAAUUCCUAUAAUAGUGAAUUUGAUUGACUUUGAAUUCAUCGACAAGUCAAUCUUUGAGAAAAAAAUACCUAUAUCUAUUGGUGUUGAGCCUGAAAUAAAAGUGAAGGCAAGUUUCAGAAAGGAUUUUUGA